This is a messenger RNA of Cercospora beticola, 846 nucleotides long. Its product is annotated as histidine phosphatase family protein. Gene Ontology annotation, molecular function: phosphatase activity. Lineage: Eukaryota; Fungi; Ascomycota; Dothideomycetes; Mycosphaerellales; Mycosphaerellaceae. The record is from RefSeq and is a predicted model, not a curated record. Gene Ontology annotation, cellular component: cytoplasm.
AUGCCACCCAUCCUCCACCUCGUCCGCCACGCUCAAGCGCAGCACAAUGUCCACGUCAACAACCACUACCUCAUCGACCCGUGCCUGACCGAUCUCGGGAAAGGACAAUGCAGCCAACUGAAAACCUCAUUCCCCAAAACCGAACACAUCGAUCUUAUCGUUGCCUCGCCUCUCAAACGAACAAUUCAGACAGCUCUGAUCGCCUUCGAAGACGUUCUACGAGACAAUAAUCUUCGAGUCCUCUGUCUACCUGAAUUGCAGGAGACGAGCAAUUUACCUUGCGAUACGGGAUCUUCGAGAGAGGUGCUGGAAAAGGAGUUUGGUGAUCAACCAGUCAAUUUGGAUCAUGUGACGCCGAAUUGGGAGUGUAAAGUAGGGCGUUGGGCUCCUGAUGUUGAGGCUGUACAGACAAGGGCAAGGCAGGUGAGAGUCUGGUUGAGGGAUCGGCCUGAGAGGAAUAUCGUUGUUGUGACGCAUGGCGGGUUUCUGCAUUUCUUCACGGAAAAUUGGAGCGAGCACGAUCUAUUUUCUGGAACGGGGUGGGCGAAUACUGAGUGGCGCAGUGUUCGUUUCACCUCGGAGGAGAAAGGGCCACCGACCAGCACAGAUAAUGCAGAAGACGCUAAGCAGGACAUGGCUCAUGUGGAAGAACUUCCCGAAUCGCAGGAGAGGCGUCGACAUGAGGCGCAAAUACGAGAAGCUGCAGAGAGGGAGCACAAGAAGACCACAGAUGCCCAUGUCGACGCAGAAGGUUGCGACACAGCUGAACGUGUUAAUGAUGAUAUUUCGCGAAGCCAUGGCAGCACUUCCGCUCCUAGCCAAAUUGAGGUUGGAGCGACAGCAUAA